This is a messenger RNA of Colossoma macropomum (tambaqui), 1930 nucleotides long. It is a transcript of the gene fgf7, whose product is annotated as fibroblast growth factor 7. Bases 334 to 933 code for a protein of 199 amino acids. Gene Ontology annotation, cellular component: cytoplasm. Gene Ontology annotation, biological process: positive regulation of DNA-templated transcription; regulation of cell migration; positive regulation of epithelial cell proliferation. Gene Ontology annotation, molecular function: growth factor activity; type 2 fibroblast growth factor receptor binding. The record is from RefSeq and is a predicted model, not a curated record. NCBI's taxonomy places the organism in Eukaryota, Metazoa, Chordata, Actinopteri, Characiformes, Serrasalmidae. The transcript has 4 exons.
GUGAACAGUCUGCAGCACACACUCGCGCAUUCACACACUUACACUCGCGCACUCACACGGAGCAACCUGCACAUGCAACUCACAGACACUUGUAAUUCACAUGGAGGAGGAACACCGUCAUUUACAGCCGCGGAGCACAACCCCAAAGUCCCUGAAUACUUCUGACCACACUGUUUAACGUGGAGGUCGAAGAUCAAGGCCGACGCCCUGCGUGAGGAUUUACAGAGCUCGUCAGAGCGUAUUUGGACCCCCGGAGCGUGUCUGGACCCCCAGGCAGCUUUAGGACUUCCUGUCUCUCAGUAUGGUGCCCGUGGCUCCCCCUAGCAGUGCCUUAUGAUGCACAGAUGGAUUGUGGGCAGGAAAAGGCCAGACCUGCUGCUGUUGGGACUCUGCAUCAGAGUGCUGCUGUGGAUUUGUGGGCUGGACGUGACUUUAGCUGACCACUCGGCUCUGUGCAACUGCUCCAAGCACGAGCGCUACACGCGCAACUACGACUACAUGGAGGGGGGCGAUGUGCGGACCCGCCGGCUCUACAGCCGCACGCAGUGGUUCCUCACUAUAGACGAGUACGGCAACAUCAACGGCACGCAGGACCCCAACAACUGCUACAGUAUUCUGGAGAUUCGGACAGUGUCAGAGGGAGGCAUUCUGGCCAUUAAAGGGGUGAAGAGUCAGUAUUAUAUUUGUAUGAACCGUAGUGGAGUUCUACAGGGAAAGAAAGACUACAGCGACAGCUGCAACUUUAAGGAGGUGUUUUUAGAAAACUUCUACACGGCCUACUUGUCUGAUAAAUGGACUAAAACCGGGAAGGAGAUGUUUAUCUCUCUGUCGCAGAAGGGCCGGCCACUGAAGGGCAAAAAAACACGCAAAGAGAUCAUCGCUUCGCACUUCAUCCCACGCAAGUGCAAAGAGGACGACAAGACGUCAGCCUGACACACAGACACACCUCAAACUUACUCCACAAUCCGUCCAAAAACUUUAAACACAGUUUCAACAGGGGCCGCUGCUCCUCCUUUGCAGCACCGACUCUGCUCACCUGGAUUGAGUGCAGUAUGUUCUGAAUGUGCUGCACUAUUGCUUGAUUUUUGUGUUUUUUGCGAUGUUUUGCUCCUUUUGUGGACUUUUACUGAUGCUCUUACCUGCAGGGAGCUGGACUGAAAUGCGAAAGCACUUCCAUCACUAACAAUUACUCUACUAAAGAUCUCUACUGGUCAACAGCAAUGACUCUGAGAAAAAGACUAUGGAUGUAAAAAGCCGAAUGGGAGUUUGAGGACUCGUAACAAGAGGGUGAAAUGUUUGCGUAAGCAAGAUUCUACUGUAUCUCAUUAAACAGAGGACAAACUUACGUCAGGGCAUCAAGGGAACACAAUCGUGACUUUACUAUCAGCAGUAAAGCAGCCAUUAGGACAGCAGCAACGUCAGUGCCUGAGAUCUUCCAAAGCAGGAGAUGGUUUUAUGUCAUUCUUAAGCAGAGCUUUAGCCACAAAUGUUAUUAUAAGGUCAGCAGAAUAAACAAAGGAAUCACAGUAACCCACAGCGCAUUAAAACUCCAUUCCGAAUCAUAAAAGCAAAGACUGCUUUGAACUGUAACCAGUGUCUCAUUUCAUGAUGCAAACCAUAAUUUCACAAUUUCAUAAUUGGAAAACCACUAAUAUGGCCCACAGUGUAUUCUUGAGCACAGUCCUCUCAUUUAAAGGGCCCAUAUCAUGAAAAACGACUUUGUCUGGCUCUGUUGACAUAGUUUGGAAACACUUUUAACAUUUUAAAAUGUCCUGUUAUACUUAUAUAUAUAUAUAUAUAUAUAUAUAUAUGUCCAUAUAUGGACACUAAGGUGCAAAAACAGCUCGUUUUGCAUUCAUCGUGGUUGUGACAUCAAAGAAUUCAAAACAAUGGUCAAAACAAUGUUAGCAGUUUAGCCCCACCCACCCAG